UGAAUGCUAUAGUUGUUCUUCCUCUGAUCAACUGUGUGAAAACCUCGGUUGUGGGCACUUUAUUUGUGAUGACUGCUUCCAAGGAGUCAUACUCUCAAAGAUAAAAGGAGGCCAAACUAAUGUUUUUUGUCCAUAUCCUAGUUGUGGUAGAUACAUAUCUCACACUAUGUUAAAGCUUCACCUCUCUCAAGAGGAAAAACAUAUCUUUGCUUCCAAUCUUCUUGCCGAUAAGAAAAUGAAGACUAUAGAUCAGGAGGAGAAGGGAUUUUUUGGAAACUUUAUUGAUAAUGCCAAAGAAAUCUUCCUCUAA
This is a messenger RNA of Camelina sativa (false flax), 310 nucleotides long. RefSeq lists its product as uncharacterized. The record is from RefSeq and is a predicted model, not a curated record. NCBI's taxonomy places the organism in Eukaryota, Viridiplantae, Streptophyta, Magnoliopsida, Brassicales, Brassicaceae.